CUCUGCAGCCCUAAGCUUAGCUCCCCCCGCUGGUGUUGUUUGCCACCAUCCUUAUACCCCUUUCUGCAAUGCUGUGGAACAGACUACUACUUUAUUUUUCAACCUAUAUUUUUUCUCCUUUUUCUGAAUGAAUUCAAACUGGAUUAUGUUGGAAAACCAAUAAGAUGCAUUACAUUAACUGAAUGGGAUUUUCAUUUUUCAUUUACCAGGUCACAAUUUUAUUAAUCCAUAUUUGAUUGUUUGUGCUUUCUAAAGGAAUUAUUCGAAGAUUUUCAUAACAAUAUGCUGGAAGCGUCUCUUGAAGGUGCAGCUGCUGUAGCUGAUCGGCUCAAUGGGAAUGUGGUACCUCCUUCACACCACCUUAAAUCCCAAGGGUUUGGAAUACUCAAGAAAUUGAGCAUUUCUGUAGAGUUUGUGGUGACCAUCAGCCUACUCUUUGCUUGGAUUUCUACAGGAUUUAUGAUGUUUGAUAUCAUAGGAUAUAAGGGGGCCCCUGACAUUCAAGAUGUCAUUUCGGAUCCCAUGAAAGCUGUUAGUGCUGCUGUAGAGGGAAUGUCCAGCAUGUUCAGUGGGGCUCAAGAAUUAGUAUUUGCUCCUGAUUGGACUCUGGACCCCAUGGAUUUUAUCAAAGAUAUGAAACAUUCAUUUGUGGACUACAUCUCUGAUAAUGAAGGAAAUUUUUACCUGAGCUACAUUGACCCAGUGAUUAUUGGCAGAGGUGUGUUCAAUGUCACCAAUAACUCUGUAUGUGGAAUUGUGGGUUAUAUACACAGCACACUGGGGGUUUCAUUUGAUGCCAUAUUGGAUUUCCUGCAAGCCCUUAUCUAUGCAGUCAGCAUCCAAGCAAUGGAAGUAGGAAAUGUUUUCACUGACUGGACAGCUUCUAAGAGGACAUACAUAUGGGACCUGCUGCCAGGUGUCAUUCCUGAGAUUAACUUUGACUCCAGCAAAGUGGUCACAGAUGCAGUGUUUGAGAUUGCAAAUAGGAAAAAUGUGUUCCUGGCUUAUCUGUCCAACAUGGUUAUUGAUGAUAAAGAUGAAACUACAGCAUCAGCAUCUGGUAUACAUGUGAUAAGGAAGAAAGGAGAGUUUUUGCCACCCCUGGAAAAAGUUUUCAGAGAAAGUAAACAGAGGAAAACAAGAGAAGUGGUAGUUGAAGAGGUUGAAGUGGACCUUAAAGAACAUCCUCACAGAGAAUGCAGGCCCAGGAACCCAGGCCAGAAGACACACUGGCAGUGCACUGAAGCUGAGGUUCUGAAAGAAAUACCUAAAGAAGAAAAGGAAGAGCCCAGAAAAAUCAAGGAACAAGUCAAACCAGAAUAUGCUAAAAAAGAAGCUGUGGUUCUGAAAGAAAUUCCUAAAGAAGAAAAGGAAGAGCCCAGAAAAAGCAAGGAACAAGUCAAACCAGAAUAUGCCAAAAAAGAAGCUGUUCUUCUGAAAGAAAAACCUAAAGAAGAAAAGGAAAAGCCCCGGGACACCAAGGAACGAGUCAAACCAGAACAUGCCAAAAAAGAAGCUGUGGUUCUGAAAGAAAUAUCUAAAGAAGAAAAGGAAGAGCCCAGAAAAAGCAAGGAACAAGUCAAACCAGAAUAUGCCAAAAAAGAAGCUGUUCUUCUGAAAGAAAAACCUAAAGAAGAAAAGGAAAAGCCCCGGGACACCAAGGAACGAGUCAAACCAGAACAUGCCAAAAAAGAAGCUGUGGUUCUGAAAGAAAUACAUAAAGAAGAAAAGGAAGAGCCCAGAAAAAGCAAGGAACAAGUCAAACCAGAAUAUGCCAAAAAAGAAGCUGUUCUUCUGAAAGAAAAACCUAAAGAAGAAAAGGAAAAGCCCCGGGACACCAAGGAACGAGUCAAACCAGAACAUGCCAAAAAAGAAGCUGUGGUUCUGAAAGAAAUACAUAAAGAAGAAAAGGAAGAGCCCAGAAAAAGCAAGGAACAAGUCAAACCAGAAUAUGCCAAAAAAGAAGCUGUUCUUCUGAAAGAAAAACCUAAAGAAGAAAAGGAAAAGCCCCGGGACACCAAGGAACGAGUCAAACCAGAACAUGCCAAAAAAGAAGCUGUGGUUCUGAAAGAAAUACAUAAAGAAGAAAAGGAAGAGCCCAGAAAAAACAAGGAACAAGUCAAACCAGAAUAUGCCAAAAAAGAAGCUGUUCUUCUGAAAGAAAAACCUAAAGAAGAAAAGGAAAAGCCCCGGGACACCAAGGAACGAGUCAAACCAGAACAUGCCAAAAAAGAAGCUGUGGUUCUGAAAGAAAUACAUAAAGAAGAAAAGGAAGAGCCCAGAAAAAGCAAGGAACAAGUCAAACCAGAAUAUGCCAAAAAAGAAGCUGUUCUUCUGAAAGAAAAACCUAAAGAAGAAAAGGAAAAGCCCCGGGACACCAAGGAACGAGUCAAACCAGAACAUGCCAAAAAAGAAGCUGUGGUUCUGAAAGAAAUACAUAAAGAAGAAAAGGAAGAGCCCAGAAAAAGCAAGGAACAAGUCAAACCAGAAUAUGCCAAAAAAGAAGCUGUUCUUCUGAAAGAAAAACCUAAAGAAGAAAAGGAAAAGCCCCGGGACACCAAGGAACGAGUCAAACCAGAACAUGCCAAAAAAGAAGCUGUGGUUCUGAAAGAAAUACAUAAAGAAGAAAAGGAAGAGCCCAGAAAAAGCAAGGAACAAGUCAAACCAGAAUAUGCCAAAAAAGAAGCUGUUCUUCUGAAAGAAAAACCUAAAGAAGAAAAGGAAAAGCCCCGGGACACCAAGGAACGAGUCAAACCAGAACAUGCCAAAAAAGAAGCUGUUCUUCUGAAUGAAAAACCUAAAGAAGAAAAGGAAGAGCCCAGAAAAAGCAAGGAACAAGUCAAACCAGAAUAUGCCAAAAAAGAAGCUGUUCUUCUGAAAGAAAAACCUAAAGAAGAAAAGGAAAAGCCCCGGGACACCAAGGAACGAGUCAAACCAGAACAUGCCAAAAAAGAAGCUGUGGUUCUGAAAGAAAUACAUAAAGAAGAAAAGGAAGAGCCCAGAAAAAGCAAGGAACAAGUCAAACCAGAAUAUGCCAAAAAAGAAGCUGUUCUUCUGAAAGAAAAACCUAAAGAAGAAAAGGAAAAGCCCCGGGACACCAAGGAACGAGUCAAACCAGAACAUGCCAAAAAAGAAGCUGUUCUUCUGAAUGAAAAACCUAAAGAAGAAAAGGAAGAGCCCAGAAAAAGCAAGGAACAAGUCAAACCAGAAUAUGCCAAAAAAGAAGCUGUUCUUCUGAAAGAAAAACCUAAAGAAGAAAAGGAAAAGCCCCGGGACACCAAGGAACGAGUCAAACCAGAACAUGCCAAAAAAGAAGCUGUGGUUCUGAAAGAAAUACAUAAAGAAGAAAAGGAAGAGCCCAGAAAAAGCAAGGAACAAGUCAAACCAGAAUAUGCCAAAAAAGAAGCUGUUCUUCUGAAAGAAAAACCUAAAGAAGAAAAGGAAAAGCCCCGGGACACCAAGGAACGAGUCAAACCAGAACAUGCCAAAAAAGAAGCUGUUCUUCUGAAUGAAAAACCUAAAGAAGAAAAGGAAGAGCCCAGAAAAAGCAAGGAACAAGUCAAACCAGAAUAUGCCAAAAAAGCUGUUCUUCUGAAAGAAAAACCUAAAGAAGAAAAGGAAAAGCCCCGGGAAACCAAGGAACGAGUCAAACCAGAACAUGCCAAAAAAGAAGCUGUUCUUCUGAAAGAAAAACCUAAAGAAGAAAAGGAAGAGCCCAGAAAAAGCAAGGAACAAGUCAAACCAGAAUAUGCCAAAAAAGAAGCUGUUCUUCUGAAAGAAAAACCUAAAGAAGAAAAGGAAAAGCCCCGGGAAACCAAGGAACGAGUCAAACCAGAACAUGCCAAAAAAGAAGCUGUUCUUCUGAAAGAAAAACCUAAAGAAGAAAAGGAAGAGCCCAGAAAAAGCAAGGAACAAGUCAAACCAGAAUAUGCCAAAAAAGAAGCUGUUCUUCUGAAAGAAAAACCUAAAGAAGAAAAGGAAAAGCCCCGGGACACCAAGGAACGAGUCAAACCAGAACAUGCCAAAAAAGAAGCUGUUCUUCUGAAAGAAAAACCUAAAGAAGAAAAGGAAGAGCCCAGAAAAAGCAAGGAACAAGUCAAACCAGAAUAUGCCAAAAAAGAAGCUGUUCUUCUGAAAGAAAAACCUAAAGAAGAAAAGGAAAAGCCCCGGGACACCAAGGAACGAGUCAAACCAGAACAUGCCAAAAAAGAAGCUGUUCUUCUGAAAGAAAAACCUAAAGAAGAAAAGGAAGUGCCCAGAAAAAGCAAGGAACAAGUCAAACCAGAAUAUGCCAAAAAAGAAGCUGUUCUUCUGAAAGAAAAACCUAAAGAAGAAAAGGAAAAGCCCCGGGACACCAAGGAACGAGUCAAACCAGAACAUGCCAAAAAAGAAGCUGUGGUUCUGAAAGAAAUACAUAAAGAAGAAAAGGAAGAGCCCAGAAAAAGCAAGGAACAAGUCAAACCAGAAUAUGCCAAAAAAGAAGCUGUUCUUCUGAAAGAAAAACCUAAAGAAGAAAAGGAAAAGCCCCGGGACACCAAGGAACGAGUCAAACCAGAACAUGCCAAAAAAGAAGCUGUGGUUCUGAAAGAAAUACAUAAAGAAGAAAAGGAAGAGCCCAGAAAAAGCAAGGAACAAGUCAAACCAGAAUAUGCCAAAAAAGAAGCUGUUCUUCUGAAAGAAAAACCUAAAGAAGAAAAGGAAAAGCCCCGGGACACCAAGGAACGAGUCAAACCAGAACAUGCCAAAAAAGAAGCUGUUCUUCUGAAAGAAAAACCUAAAGAAGAAAAGGAAGAGCCCAGAAAAAGCAAGGAACAAGUCAAACCAGAAUAUGCCAAAAAAGAAGCUGUUCUUCUGAAAGAAAAACCUAAAGAAGAAAAGGAAAAGCCCUGGGACACCAAGGAACGAGACAACCCAGAACAUGCCAAAAGAGAAGCUUUGGUUCUGAAAGAAAUACCUAAAGAAGAAAAGGAAGAGCCCAGGAAAACCAAGGAACGAGUCAAACCAGAACAUGCCAAAAAAGUCAAAUCUUUAGAUAAGAAGCUUGCUAAAGAAGAGAAGGCUAACGCAGGGCCUGUUAUAACAGACACCUUCACAGAUGACGAGAUGCCCUACUUCCAGUGUUUUUUUGUGGAUGAGGAUGAAGCCCAGUUUCCCUUCUACUCCUUCUCUCCAUUCCAGAUGUGAGAGACAUGCCCAGUGCAGAGCACAGUGUAGAAAACAAUGGGAUGCAUUUGGGUAAAGUCCUUAAAUAAUGACACUUACAAAAACGUAGCAAUGGCAUACGCUCCUGUCAUGUUGCAGUCUUGUGUCCAGUGCUGGUCUUUAAAAGAAACCUAGUAAACCAAAGUACAUAAAGUAACUGGACGUUUUUUUCUUGUUGAAUUAUAUGAGUGCUCAUGGACAAAAUAACGUGGGCUGCCAACAUCACUUCUGGUUGAGGUGUAGCAUACCAAAAUAAAUGUGAAAUACAGAGAAUCUGGAAUGGUACAAACACUUUGUCACAGCACUGUUAUCUUGUGCUUAGUGCAGAACAAGGAAGUCUAGGUCAUUGUCUGUCUCCUAAAUGUCAAUACAAUUGGCAAAAUACACAAUUCUUAGUGGGCUGUUAAACUACCAAACCUCUGCUACAUCAGUGGUUUCCAAAUUGUGAGGCAUGCCCCUUAUUGAGGGAUUAGUCGGGGUAGAGCGUGAAUUUUGUCAUCUUACUCUUACAGUCUCUUUCAUAGUAGAAUGCACCAGAGCAAUGUUUUAUAUUAGAUGCACAUUUUUUCUUGUCAUAUCAAUUAUUGCAAACCAUAGAGUGGUAUUUAAACCUUUUAAAAUCUCCAACUCAACUUAAGCUGUUUUGAGGGAGCAAGUUUUUUUUUUUUUUUUAUGUUUGAGGAACUUGAACAACAUUAAACACGGCAACAUUUUAGAAUUACAUGAACAGCAGCAUUAAAAUUACUGAAAUAUCCCCCUAAUGUUAAAAAGUAUCAACAAAGGUUUAAAUGUGAAAUAUUAUCUUUCCGUCAAACUAAAAGGUGUGACAUCUUUACGGCACUGCAUGUAAUCAUAGAAAUAUGCAUGGUAUGGGAUUUAUCCCAAUAAUGGAAGGUGGGCAAAGUGAAAACUUUUGAUACAAACAACACUGGCUCUUUACCUCCAUUUGACCUUUGCUUGAGUUUGUCUUGAAUGUUGUAUUCAAUUGAAUUUGAUGCACUUGUUUUUGCCACAAUGGUUGUUUUUGCCACAAUCUCUUGAGAUUCUUGGAGGAUCCUCUUUGUAUAAAUUUUUAAGUCUACAUUUAAAUUGAAAUAAGAAUGAUUUUCUUUCUGCUCAUGUUCACUGAUUUAGUGUCUCGUGAAGAUAUGGCGGUUGGAACCAAAAAUCUAAAUGUGGGUUUAUCAGACCAAAGGUUAGAUUUCCACCGGUCUUAUAUUCUGUAGACCCAAUUAAUGUGUAAUAAAGAACAUAUGCUGAUAUUCCAUAAGUAAUAAAGAUUUUAUGCUGA
This is a messenger RNA of Esox lucius (northern pike), 6493 nucleotides long. Its product is annotated as trichohyalin. The transcript has 98 exons. The coding region runs from base 283 to 5184 and encodes 1633 amino acids. Gene Ontology annotation, molecular function: signaling receptor binding. NCBI's taxonomy places the organism in Eukaryota, Metazoa, Chordata, Actinopteri, Esociformes, Esocidae. Gene Ontology annotation, cellular component: sarcoplasmic reticulum; membrane. The record is from RefSeq and is a predicted model, not a curated record.